GCUAAGCUAACUGCCUUUAGCCACCGGGAGCGGACAUGUUGUUCGGACCCUUCCGCGGAUAAGCGUCGCUACAAGCGGGGAAUCCGGUGCUAGGGGCCGGCUCGGGGGCCUCGGGCAGCCAUGGACGCCGUCAACGCCUUCAACCAGGAGUUAUUCUCCCUGAUGGACUCCAAGCCCCCGAUCUCUCGGGCCAAGAUGAUAUCCAUCACCAAAUCAGCCAUCAAAGCUAUGAAACUCUACAAACACGUGGUCCAGAUUGUGGAGAAGUUUGUCAAGAAGUGCAAGUCUGAGUACAAGAUAGCAGGCCUGUAUGUGGUGGACUCCAUUGUUCGGCAGUCCCGACACCAGUUUGGAUCGGACAAGGAUGUGUUUGGCCCGAGAUUUACCAAAAAUAUCACAGGAACGUUCGAGAACCUCUGCCUUUGCCCAGUAGAAGACAGGAGUAAGAUUGUGCGGGUGUUGAACCUGUGGCAGAAGAAUGGGGUGUUCAAGAUCGAGAUUAUUCAGCCGCUCCUGGACAUGGCUGCUGGGUCUAGCAGUGGUGCUGCCCACUAUAUGGGCACAGAUGAGCCAGGUUCUUCUCCACCUCCAGCCAAAGAGCCGGUUACUUCGGUAACGGCAAACUCCUCCAUGACGUCCACUGCUCAGCUGCAGGACACUGAUGCCUUCGCCGCGGUGGCACAGCUCUUCCAGUCGUCACAGGGUCAGCAGCUUCAACAGAUGCUCCAGAACUUCCAGCAGAAGCCAGACACCAUCACCCAGCCUCCUCUCCAUACGAGCCAAGCCCAGGCCCAGAACAUCACCGCCGGCCUGGGCGCUCCACAUCCUCUCCAGCCCAGCCAGCAGAAAACCACCUUCGACAAGAAACUUCUGGAUCGUUUUGACUACGACGACGAACCAGAUGCUGGAGAGGACUCGAGAAAGGAUGACAAUGCAUCGCAGCCCUCUUUUAUGCAGCAGCCUCCGGCCUUCCCACAGCACUUUAAUCCGUCAAUGAUUAACAUGUCGCACGACCUCUCGCAACAGGUUCCUCUUCCGCCUAACGGCCAGCACCAGGCCUAUGGUUUACCAUCAGGACAAAGCUUCCCAGUUAUGAUGCCUCCUAUGGGGCACGCUCUGCCAGGGCAGCCCAACCCGGGCUCCACCGGGCUUCCAGGUUUUCCAGGGGGAUUUCCCCCCCACAACGCAGCCCAGCAACAACAGGAUAUGUCAAUGGAUGUGGAUCGCUCGUCUGUGAGGGACGGCAGACAUGGCCGAAGGUCACCACACUCCGGCUCCAGGUCUCCAAAGCGGAGGAGGUCACGCUCUAACUCUCGCACUCGGCGGUCCAGGCACCGGCGAUCCCGCUCGCGCUCCAGAGACCGCCGUCACCAUUCCCCACGCCCUCGCUCGCUGGAGCAAAAAGAGAGAGAGAAAGAGAGGGAGCGACGGCAGAAGGGCCUCCCGCCGCCCAAGAGCGACACACUAAGCAUUUGCAGUAAAACUCUGUGGGUGGGCCAGCUGGACAAGAGAACACAACAGCAAGAUGUCGCCUGUAUCCUGGAGGAGUUCGGGGAGAUAGAAUCCAUCAAUAUGAUUCCUCCACGUGGCUGUGCCUAUAUUGUCAUGAUUCAUCGUCAAGAUGCCUUCAGGGCCCUACAGAAGCUUGGCAGAGGAUCUUACAAGGUUAACCAGAAAGCCAUAAAGAUUGCUUGGGCUUUGAACAAGGGCAUAAAGGCUGAGUUCAAACAGUUCUGGGACGUGGAGCUGGGAGUCACCUACAUACCGUGGUCUAAAAUCCGAGAGGACCAGUUGGAGGAGCUGAAAGAAGGAGGCAUACUGGAUGGAGACACCUUGUCACCAGAGUGGAUCGGAGCGAGGAAGUCUCUGGAACAACCAGAGGAACUCAACCACAACGGCCGUUCAGAGCCACAGCAGCUGGAGGAGACGCCAAUGUUACCUGUGCCUGCAGCAGCUGCUCCUCCUGUGCAGGUUCCUCCAAUGCAGCAGCCCAUGCUUGGUAUGGGUUCUCUCCAGCCUCCGGGCUUCCCUGGUCCUAUAGGCAUGCCCCCCCCUUCCUUCCCACCUGGCGUCCCCCCUCCUCCUUUCAUCAGACACGGCUUCAACCCUAUGCAGAUGCCUCCAGGUUUCCCUCCCCCAGGAUCUAUGCACCUAGGUCCCCCACCUCCUUCCAAAGGGGGAGUUGAGGACCAGAACCUGGACCCAGCCGGUCUGGGCAACAGGAAAAACGAGGAGGGCCCAGAGGGUCCCAACAUGUUCAACAACCAGAUGGGUCCAAUGGGUGUCCCACCAGGUGCUAUGUCAGGUUUACCUCCAGGUGGUCAUCCAGGAAACAUGCAGCCCCCCUCUGGUGGUCUGCUCGGUGCGCGGCCUGGCAUAAUCCCACUCCAGCGUCCCCCCGGCCCCCCACUUCCACACAUGCAGCGUUUCCCUCCACCUCACGCAAUGAGACCACCUCACCCCAACAUGCUCCCCAUGCCCCCGCAGAUGAUUCCCAGGGGGCCACACCCUCAGAUGAUUCACCACGAGCCCAAAGGGGGCUUCGGCAUGCCGCCCCCCCACGGUAUUCGGGCUCCUUUCCCGCCUCAUGGGCAUGGCCCCCCUCCUCCUCAAGGUCCUCCUCCUCCUCCUUUCAUCAGACCAGGGGCCCCUCAUGGUCAGGAAGGGCCAGAGGAAAUGGAGGGGAGACCGUUCAGGGGAGACAGGCCUGGGUUCAGGGACAGAGAGCCAGAUAGGGACAGAGACUGGGACCGGGACAGAGGGUUUGGAGGUGGAAGGCGUCCUUUCGGUGAUGGGGGGAGGGGAGGAGGCGGUGAGAGAAUGGAAGGGAGAGACAGGCUCGGAGGCUGGCCGGAGGACGGGGGCAAUCAGCGUGGAGGAGGAUGGGAGAGAGAUAGGGACAGAGACCGUGAUCGGGACAGAGACAGAGACAGACGGGACUGUAGGGAGAGGCGGACCAGUCUAGACCAGGACAGGGAAAGAGGGAGAAGUGAAGAUGGGGAGAAGGAUCCCGGGAAAGGGGAAGAAGGAGAAAGGGGAAAGGGAGAGGGAGGCGGUCGAGACAAAGCGAGAGGAGCAGAAGGAAAAGAACGAGACAAGCCGAGGCGGGAGCGGCGAGAGAGAGCCUCGCGGUGGGACAAGGACGAUCGAUUGGCCGAAGUAGAAAACAUGGACAUACCUCGGACCUCGGACAGCACAGAGCAACCUUGUGUGACUCCUGAGGUUGCCGUGGAAACGAGUAAAGAACCGAUUAAAGAACCGAUUGAAGAACCGAAUAAAGAACCGAGCGCGGAACCUCCUCAAGAAAAGGCAGAAUCGGAACCUGCUGCUGCUGUGACAGAGCCGACGCCAUCUGAGCCUUUACCUCCAGCUCAAAGUGAACCCACGGAAACAGAACAGGAAGCAGCAUCAUAGACCGGCUCCGACUGGCUCCUCCUCCAGCCAGAGACUGCUGCGGACCACUGAGAGACAACGGGUGGUUUUCACUAUGGUCGCCAGUCUCAACUCCUGGCAGAAGAGCUAGUCACCAUUUUUCAGUUGCUGUUGGUCAUUUCUGGGAAGUAACGGAUUUCUUGAAGACAAACAUUUCCGACGCUUAUUAUCAAACGGGUUAAAAAUGGUAAUUUGUAGUUUCAUCAAUGUCUCAAAACACAAAAUCCAUUUGAAAAAACGGCUGCAGGGAUCUAUCGGCCGUCACGACUAGUUUUCCUCCUUCAUGUAAGUUGGUUUGCAGACAGGAAACAAUUGGUUUAUAUCUCACAAAUUUACUUUUACUUCACGACCCUCAUCUCCUCACUCACUCACUUAAUGUUAUUUGUAAAAUACAUUUUUAAAAUUUGAUCAAAUAUGUCAAACUGUAAACAUCAAUUCUAUUAUGAUAGAAGCCCCAUUCGUUCCCCUGGUUGUCUCAUCUUGUUUUUCUGGUCAGCCUUCAGGAACAGCUUUGAAAGGGCUAUUAACAGACAUUGUGACUGACUCAGAGCCGUUUCUCUUAAAGACAUUUCAGCAUCAACACGCUCACAAACUAUCAAUGAAAGAAUAAGGAAAUCCAAGCUUAUUAUGGCUUAUCUUCCCGUGAUCUAUUUCUGGAGUAAACAAAUCAUGAUAUUGUACGAUGAGAAUCAGGAGUUGGAGUGAAUAAGAUCUACUACUAGAAGAGUAAUUGUUAUACAAAACUGAAUUUGAGUACGUCCAUUUGUAAAGAAACUGAUUUCUACCCAGAUUGUCCACAGCUGUUAAAAAACAGCUGAAGUUUCAUCUUGAUGAAGUUCUCAAAACUAACAUCAACAUCAUAAAGUUGUCUUUCAAAAGUUCUCAGAUGUGAACCGUAAGUCAUUUCUUUUUUUCACUGUCUAAAUUUCAUACUCUUGCCUAAAGGUGUAUUUUUUUUGUCAGCUAAAUAAAGCAGAAACCUUUUGUGGCUCAAACUGAGGUAAAUCCAAAUAAAGUUCAUUUCAAUUAUUGUAACAAAAAUCCAGGUGCCAGCUUUGGCGUUUUUUUUUAAAUCAGACAGGCUUGGAAAGAUUUAUGUUUAUGGUUUUUUCCUGUGUGUAGGGAAGAAGGGGGUAUGAUAUCUUCUCAACAGAUAAAAGGGCUGAAUUGUGUUUUGGAAUCUUCAUCUAUUUAUCUCAUGCAUGUCAGAAAAGUCAGAUCUAUAAUUUAGUUUUUUUCCAUAUGAAAAUGCAAAAAUGAAUCCCUGAAGCUGAAAAUGUUUUUUUGACUGAUAAACACAGCCUGCAAACUUAGUUUCCGUUUCACUGUAGACAUAUUUUUUGUAAACACCCAGAUUCCCAACUCUCGCUCCCUCAUAGUUUUGUCCCAGAGGCACCACGGGCCGAACUAAUGUGAUGAAAUGAAGAAUACUGCUCGGGACACACUGCUGUAAAUAUGCUUGUAACACUGACGCUUCUACAGGCGUCAUGAUCAUUGUUGUUAAUAAUAUGCGACUCGUUAAUCAGAGACAACACGUUGACUUUGAAGGAUUAACAGAGGCCCUUUGCUUUAAGGUUUUUAACUCCUCGUGGUUUGAACGUUGACGGAUGUUUCUAUGAUUUGUUAAAAAUACAAAAGACAUGGACAUAAAAUCUUCGAUAUUUCAACCAUAGGAAAUUGUUUUUAA
Molecule: messenger RNA, 5119 nt
Organism: Limanda limanda (common dab)
Lineage: Eukaryota; Metazoa; Chordata; Actinopteri; Pleuronectiformes; Pleuronectidae
Gene: scaf4a
Product: SR-related CTD-associated factor 4a
Exons: 19
Coding region: 121-3414 (1097 amino acids)
Biological process (GO): negative regulation of termination of RNA polymerase II transcription, poly(A)-coupled
Cellular component (GO): nucleus
Molecular function (GO): RNA polymerase II C-terminal domain phosphoserine binding; RNA binding
Source: RefSeq, a predicted model, not a curated record